AUUGAAAGGUUCCGCCAUCAUUGAUUGGACCAGAGCAACUUCAGUAACCACUUUAAACCAAUAGGAAGCGUUCUAAGGAAACAUCCGGGAUCCUUCUCCUCGUUUCUUCCGUCUGAACGACCUCACGUCCUCAACGAACAGCCGUGCAGCUGACGAACCGGGUUCUCUGUCGGGAUUUUGGGAGAACUCCAGAGUCGUAAUCAUGGUUUUUGAGAGGAAGAUGCUCACGUACGGCGACCCCGACGACGAGAAGGAAGAUGUGCCAGCUGAAGAAGAAGAAGAGGAGGAAGAAGAAGAAGACAUGGUGGAUCCUUUAGAGACGAUACGGACCAAGUGUGAGCAGACUGAACACUGUGUGCACUACAAGGAGCGUCUGGAGGCCUGUGAAACCAGAGUUGGCUCCAAAUCCAACACCACUGAAGAAUGCACGGAAGAAUUGUUUGACUUUCUGCAUGCACGGGACCAUUGUGUGGCACACAAGCUGUUCCAUAUCGUGAAAUAACCUUCCUGGCCAGCUCCACUUGCAGCUGUAAAAUCUUCAAGAUUGCUCUGUUGUUCUGUGUAUUAAUGUUCAAGAAGGUUCUUGGACUAAAUACAUGUCACCCUUUCGUACAGUGCAUACUUGUGUAGAUGGCGUCGGAAGCAGUCUGUAAAAUAUGAGUCACUGCUUGUAGGUAAUGGAGGACUUAAAUCUCACUUGUCAGUUAAUUUGCAAAAGCAAACAUGCUGCUCUAGCAAUUCAUAUAUUUCUACUCAGGUUUGGCCAUGGAUGCAUUGCUCUCACUGGAAAAUAAACAAACAUUCUUUGUUA
This is a messenger RNA of Cyclopterus lumpus (lumpfish), 811 nucleotides long. RefSeq names its product cytochrome b-c1 complex subunit 6, mitochondrial-like. The record is from RefSeq and is a predicted model, not a curated record. NCBI's taxonomy places the organism in Eukaryota, Metazoa, Chordata, Actinopteri, Perciformes, Cyclopteridae. The transcript is spliced from 4 exons. Gene Ontology annotation, biological process: mitochondrial electron transport, ubiquinol to cytochrome c. The coding region runs from base 203 to 502 and encodes 99 amino acids.